CUCCUGCGGCGGGAGGACUCAUCUCGCCUGCCGGCUCCUCCUGGUCCUGCCCCUGGCUGCGCGUUGUUCGGUGAGUCAGUCCGGCCGCACCAUGGAUGUGAAUGUGAACGACAGCGACUGGCGGAGCCUCGCAUUUCGGCAGAAAGUGGUGGCGCAGAUAGACGAGGCCAUGCGGACAGCCGGGACUCCAAUCACCAAAUCCAGCAAAGAUAUGGAAAACCAUGUUUUCCUGAAAGCAAAGACCCGGGAAGAGUAUCUCAGUCUGGUGGCAAGGCUUAUUCUGCACUUUCGAGACAUUCAUAAGAAGAGUCGAGCUGGUGAUCCAAUGAACGCUUUGCAGAACUUGCAAGGUGGCCCUGCGGGGAGCUCGAGUGGGAUGAUGGCCACUCGUACUCCCGGAGUGGCAGGUCUGGGACAGUUGAAUCAAUCAAUGUCACAUCCUGGACAGCCUCAGCCGGCCCAGUUACAGAUGCAGCAGAUUGCCCAGCAACAACAGCAGCAACAAUUCCAGGCCCAACAAGCUGUGCAGCAGCAACAGCAGCAGCAACAACAGCAGCAGCAGCAACAGUUCCAAGCACAGCAGCAGCAGAUAAUGAAACUACAGAUGCAGCAGCAGCAGCAGCAACAGCAGGUAAAAGGAUUAUAUGGUACAUGA
Carcharodon carcharias (great white shark) is the source of this 655-nucleotide messenger RNA. Its product is annotated as mediator of RNA polymerase II transcription subunit 15-like. Gene Ontology annotation, molecular function: transcription coregulator activity. The transcript has 6 exons. Gene Ontology annotation, biological process: regulation of DNA-templated transcription. The record is from RefSeq and is a predicted model, not a curated record. Lineage: Eukaryota; Metazoa; Chordata; Chondrichthyes; Lamniformes; Lamnidae. The coding region runs from base 92 to 655 and encodes 187 amino acids.